AUGAAAUGUAAUCAGGCUGGUCACCGGUUGGUUUUGGUGUUAGGUGACCUGCACAUUCCCCACCGAUGCAACACGCUGCCAGCUAAGUUCAAGAAGCUGUUGGUACCGGGGAAGAUCCAGCACAUCCUCUGCACGGGAAACCUUUGCACCAAGGAGAGUUAUGAUUACCUGAAAACUCUUGCCGGCGAUGUCCACAUAGUACGGGGAGACUUUGAUGAGAACCUGAACUACCCAGAGCAGAAGGUGGUCACAGUGGGCCAGUUCAAAAUUGGUCUGAUCCACGGCCACCAGGUCAUCCCUUGGGGCGACAUGGCCAGCCUGGCGCUGCUCCAGAGACAGCUGGAUGUUGACAUCCUCAUCUCGGGACACACGCACAAGUUUGAGGCUUUCGAGAACGAAAACAAGUUUUACAUCAACCCCGGCUCUGCUACCGGGGCCUACAACGCACUGGAAAGAAACAUUAUCCCUUCUUUUGUACUAAUGGACAUCCAAGCAUCCACAGUGGUGACAUAUGUAUAUCAGCUGAUCGGAGACGAUGUCAAGGUGGAGAGAAUCGAAUAUAAGAAAUCCUAAAGGAGGUGUACGGAGGAGGAAUGUCAGAAGAGGAGCUCUGUGUAUCGUUUCAUUCCUGUCCAACAGGGGGCAGCACCUCCCUCAGUUCACCACAGUGUUAAUGCUGUAGCAAACUGUGUAUUAUAUUGUUUAUAUGUCAUCUGCAUUAACUUUUAUGCGAGCUACCAAUAGAGAAUACAACCAUGUCAUGUAUUGCUAUAAAAAAAAAAAGUAAUGUUUUUGUUUGAAAUUUUGCUUUUCACAAUUAUUAAAUCCUGUACAUGUGGCCAACAAGCCUGUAGGUUUUUGUGGUAUGCCUUAUUCAUUCACUUCCACAAUAAAAUUGGAACUU
This is a messenger RNA of Cyprinodon variegatus (sheepshead minnow), 904 nucleotides long. It is a transcript of the gene vps29, whose product is annotated as VPS29 retromer complex component. The coding region runs from base 1 to 573 and encodes 190 amino acids. Gene Ontology annotation, biological process: retrograde transport, endosome to Golgi; intracellular protein transport. The transcript is spliced from 5 exons. NCBI's taxonomy places the organism in Eukaryota, Metazoa, Chordata, Actinopteri, Cyprinodontiformes, Cyprinodontidae. Gene Ontology annotation, cellular component: retromer complex; endosome. The record is from RefSeq and is a predicted model, not a curated record.